Molecule: messenger RNA, 1842 nt
Organism: Grosmannia clavigera kw1407
Lineage: Eukaryota; Fungi; Ascomycota; Sordariomycetes; Ophiostomatales; Ophiostomataceae
Product: dead box RNA helicase
Exons: 3
Coding region: 1-1842 (613 amino acids)
Cellular component (GO): mitochondrion
Molecular function (GO): nucleic acid binding; ATP binding; RNA helicase activity
Source: RefSeq, a predicted model, not a curated record
AUGUUCAGGACAGCAGUUCUGCGCGCUGCGCGCUUAUCGCGUGUGGCGACGGUGUCUAAAGCCGGUGUCAUUGGUCUUCGUCCAGUGAUCCGGGCUUCUGGUGCUUCGCGGACCUCAUUGAUGGGAACGGCCAGCCCAGUACUGUCUCAACUGACGGCACAGGACCGUUUCUAUUCUAGCUAUGCUUCUGGAGCCACCCAGACUGAAGAGUCAGCGGAGACGGCGCAAGAAAGCGAGCCGGAGAAGGCAUCGGGCCUUAUCACCAGAUUUGCGGAUCUGGAGUCUCUUGGCGUCCACACCAAUUUGGUGCGGUCAUUGACAGAGACUUUGGGAUACGAGACAAUGACACCGGUUCAGUCUGCGACCAUUACGCCGGCACUGUCUGGAAAGGAUAUUGUCGCUCAGGCGAAGACCGGUACAGGCAAGACGCUGGCGUUCUUGGUUCCCGUCAUCCAGAAAAUGAUUACCGAGAACCCGAACCUUGCAUACCCACGCCGGAUCCGUGCCAAGGCCAAUGACAUCUUGGCGAUCAUCCUCUCGCCCACCCGAGAGCUGGCUGAGCAGAUUGGAGAGGAGGCCCGGAAGCUCUGCCAUGGAACUGGCGUGAUCGUGCAGACGGCCGUAGGUGGCACGCGGAAACGCGAGAUGCUGAUGCGCACGCGGCAGCAAGGCUGCCAUCUGAUGAUUGCGACACCUGGCCGCCUGAACGACAUCCUCAGCGACGAGAUGAGCGGAAUUGACGCACCCAGACUAGCUGCGCUGGUGCUGGACGAGGCCGAUCGCAUGCUGGACGUUGGCUUUGACCAGGAGCUGCGCGAGAUCGUGCGGCAUCUGCCGAACCGCAGUGAGCAGCCGCGCCAGACGCUGCUUUUCUCGGCGACGCUGCCCAAGAACGUCAUCUCGCUCGCGCGCACAUACGUCGACCCGACCAACUUCCAGUUCGUGCAGACGAUUGACGCCAACGAUUCCCCGACGCACGAGAAGGUACCGCAACACAUUGUCGAGGUCAAGGGCUACGAGAACAUCUACCCGACCGUGCUGGAGCUCUUCAAGCGCGAGAUCCGGGAGGCCAAGGAGGCCGGCGACGAGGGCAAGCCGUUCAAGGCCAUCGUGUUCCUGCCGACGACCAACUUUGUGCAGCUGACGGCGGUGGCUUUCCGCAUGCUCGCGCGCUCUAACCCGGAGCUUCCGUACCUGUACCACAUCCAUUCGAAGCUGACGCAGUCGGCACGGACAAAUGCUGCCGACAUGUUCCGGCGGGCCAAUACCGGCAUCCUGUUUUCGUCCGACGUGACUGCGCGCGGCAUGGACUUCCCCAACGUCACGCACGUUAUCCAGAUCGGCGUGCCGCCCGACCGGGAGCAGUACAUCCAUCGUCUCGGCCGCACAGGCCGUGCCGACAAGGGUGGCGAGGGCUGGAUCAUUGUCCCGCGGGACGAGAUGCGGAGCGCGCGGAACGUCCUGGUCGACCUGCCGAUCAAGCGCGCCGAUGGCCUCGAGAGCGCGACACACGACUUGAGCACGGCCGAAGCCGAUGUGCCGCCUCCGGAGCUGUUCACGCACGUGUCGAGCGCCAUGCAGCGGGUGCCGGCCGGCCUGUUGGAGGACACGUACAUGUCCUUCUUUGGCGGCCAGUCCAUAGGUCGGAAUGUGCAGACGACGCUGGACAACCUGAACGAGUGGGUGCGUCUGGGCUGGGGCUGGGAGCAGCCGCCUGCGAUCGACCAAAACCUGGCGCGGAAGCGCGGUCUCUUGAAGCUGCGCGGCCUCCGCCUUGCUGAUGGGAGCGAGCCCCGCCGCAGCGAUCGUGAUGGUCGCGAUGGCCGUGAUGUCAGCUUCUAG